CAGCGAAAUAGCAACAAAAUGUCGAAAAACUGUUGAGCUGGCAGCAUGGACUCGGCCGCCAUGGCCAUUGCUGUGGGCAGCAACUCGGGCCCCGGUAGCAGCAGCAGCGCCAGCAGCGGCUAUGGCAGUGCCACGACCACGCCCACAACACCGCUAAGCUCCAGCGGCCAUUACGAGGGAACGCCAACGCCAAUGGCAACCAUUGCGACGGUGGCGCCCUUCUACAGCGAAGCGCUGACCAGCUUGGAUGCGCAGCAGCGACAGCAGCAGCAGCAGCACCAGCAGCAGCAGCAGCAAACGCACUUUUAUCAUCAGAAUUAUAACUAUGGUGGAAUGGAGGCGUACAACUACAGUGCGUACAACUAUAGUGCGCCAGUGGUGCCGCCCAGUGGCUACCAGAAGCUGGCGGCUGUCAAAUACAACAGCAGCAGCAGCAGCAAUAUUGGCAGCAGCAACACAAGCAGCAGCAGCAUCAGCAGCAACAGCAGCAGCAGCAGCAGCAAUAUUAUGAGCAGCAGCAAGCCGCAGGCGGCAGCCACGCCCUUUUAUGCACAGCCCCAAAGCAUGUCGAUGUCGAUGUCCAUGUCGAUGCCCAUGACAGCAGGCAACUAUAUGAGCCAAGCGAAUCCCUAUGAUGCUUACAAGUACAAGAUGCCGACACAGCUGCAGCAGCAGCAACAGCAGCAGCAGCAGCAACAGCAGCAGCAGCAGCAGCUGCAACUGCAGUCAACGCAGCAGUAUCACAACUUGAGCAUGGCUCAAAAGCAAAGCCAACAGCAGCAACAGCAAUUGCAGUCACAGCAGCAACAGCUGCCCGCACAGCAGCAGCUGCAGCAACAGCAACAGCUGCCGCCGCUCGAGCCAAACUAUGCUGCAAUCAAGCCAAGCAGUCGCUACCAGAACAUGCCGCCUGCUCUGUAUGGCAGUCCGGGCGCAGCUGGCUCGGGUGCAGCUCCGGCUGCCGCACAGCUGCCCGGCUCCUACUAUGACAAGUAUGCCAUGUCGCUCUACUCGCCCAAUGGCGGGCUGAGCUUUGGCGCACCUGCGCCGCUCUACAGUCCGCCGGAGCUGAGCGCUGAGACGGCCUAUCGCAAGUCUAGCCACUGGAACGUUGACUACAAUGCGGCCAACUGUCGCCCAGUGGGCAACAGCAGCGCCUAUCAUCAUGCAGUGGCGAAUGCUCCACCUCCACCUCCGCCCAAUGCCAGCAGCAGCGAUUUGUACUACAAAUACGACAAGUACGCAUCGCCUCAGGCGACGGCUACGUAUGCCAGCAAUCCCUAUCAGGCGAACAUCACACAGCCGUAUGCCACACGCGGCAUUUGGCCACCGAAUCCUGUGGAGAAUGCGCUGCCCAAUGCCAGGCAAAACUGCUGCACUCAGGCCUAUCCACAGCAGACCUGCUACUAUCCUCGCAGCAAUGGCUAUGGCUCGCAGCCGUCGCAAUAUGCCGGCGCCCAGACCGGCGGCAGCCACAAGCUCAAGCAUCCGACUGAUCUCUAUGCCUCCUAUGAGCCACUCCCGCCCGCACAGCUGGGCUAUGGCUACGCUCAGCCAGGCGCUGCGGGCGCACCGCCCAACCCAGCGACGGCCGCCAGCAACAGUCAGCGCUAUGUGCCCCAGCUGGGCCUCAACAUGGGCCUCAGCAUGGGCGUGGGCGUGGGCGUGGGCGUGGGAGUCGGCAUGGAGGCUAAUGUAAACAGCGCCUACUACAAUGAUCUCAGCAGUCUGGACAGCUAUGGGCCGGUACCUGUGCAGGUGCCAGUGCCCGCACAGCAAACGCAUCGCUCUCAGCCAUACCAAAGCGCCAGCUCCUUGGAGUACGCCUACAGGAAGCGCGCACCACCAACGACCAGCGGUUGCUAUCUGUCGGCAGGUGGUGCGCCGCCGCCUCUGGGCAACCUGGAGGCUCAUGUGGACAGCUUUGUGGGCUACGACCUGCAUGCAGCUGCGCCUUCGCACUAUCAAGCGCAACAUCAGAAGUUGCAGUCGCAGUCCCUGGCGCCGCCACUGGCACAGCCCAGCUCGAAUAGCUCCAAUAUACGCGACUUUCUGUCCAGCUGGAACGACGAUGAGGAGGAGCAGCCAGCGCCACAACCAGCACGUUUGGAAGCUGAGUCCCUGCUGCCGACGGUGGCUGUGGUUGCGCCAGUUGCACCACCGAGCCAGUCGAGCUUCAUCUACGAAACGCUGCCGCCAACAGGUCCGGUGGCCACGGCCGUCAUGAACGAGCUGCCGCAGUGCCCCUCGAUGAACUUGCCCGACAUCAUCAUCGAUCAUCAUCACGAGAAGUCAGCGUUGGCGCCCGUGGAGGAUUCGUUUGGCAGCUUCGAUGUGGAAAAGGAGCUGGAUGAGCUGCGUCUCAAGAAGUGCGGCGCAGAAGCCAACGAGUCGCCGCCAGGCGAUACAGAUGCCUUGGCUGAGAUACUCCGAGAGCCGGUGGUGUCGCAACCAGAGGAAUCACUCGUGCUGCCCCUGCCCCUGCCGCUGUCCAGCCAACUGCUGCCGGACCCGACGGCCAUUGAGUUCGAUCAGAGCAACAGCAACUCAAAUGAGUCCACAUUCGAGAAGGAGUAUGAGACAUUCAUAAACAAAAACGAGGGCAGCGACAGCGAUCCGGAUCCGAAUGCUCAGCCUGACAGCGAGUGUCCGGAUCAUGCGAAUCGCUUCAAGUUCUACAAGCGCAAGCGAAAGACAACGGAGCCGGCAGACGAGGCUGCAGCGGAGCCAGCAGUCAUGGAUAGCGCACCUACGCCCGCUGCUGCAGAAGCUACCUUGGAUGUUGCUGCAGUUGCUGCUGCUGCUACUCCAGCUCCAGUUCUCUCUCCUGUCCCUGCUGCUGCUCCCUCAGACAUGGCUCCUGCUCCACUGGCGCCCAAAGCAGCGGCACGCGCCAGUCGAAUUCGAUUGGCGCGCCGACGUCGCAAUCGCAUCAAGAUGUUGAAGAUUCUCGAAUUUGAAAGUCCCAAGAUCAAGCAUCGCUUCUAUUUCCGUACGCUCAAGCUGCUGCGCCGUCGAUUCGCGUUGACCCGCCUGCGGCAGCAGCGUGUCGAACGCAUCCGUCGCCAUUUGGCACUCAGCAAGGAGCGUCGCCUGCCUCUGAUCAAGCGCGAGUCUGCGAAGCAAUAUAAGGGCUUGGGCACUACGGAGGCCAGCUCGGAUCGGGAAACAGUCAUCAAGAGUGGCUACGCGCUGCGAGAGACACAGGCUCAGCGUGAGCUGGAGCAUGGGAAUGGAGACUCCAAUCAUACGGUGCAGUCCGUAGAGCUGCUGGGCAGCUUCAAGGGCUUCGAUGAUGUGGAGAAUACAAAUCUGUCGCCGAAGGCCAAACUGCAUUCCGAAACGGAAGUGCAACAGGACACAAGCAAACCUGUUGAAGCAGCGUCCACGAGUGUUGAGGCUAAGCAGCUGGAAAUACAGCGCUGGCUGGACCACAGCAUGGAGGAGCACCCGGCUGCAAUUCAGUCAACUGAAACUGCAGCCACAGUCAUCUGCUUGAGCUCAUCCUCCGCCUCGUCCUCCUCCUCGUCCUCUUCAACAUCAUCCUCGGCCAGCUCAACUAGCUCUUCGUCCAGCUCAAGCUCAAGCAGUUCCAGCGAGGAGAGCGACAAAAACGACUCCAGUUCGAGCAACAGCUGCUCCGGCGCGGAGAGUGACUUCAAUGAGAUGGCCGCACUGGAGAAGGAGCUCUCGCUAACCGAUUUGCCAAAGCCUAUGACGGAUCUGCACAGCAGCGAGAGCUUGAUGCAAGCGUCCAACAAUGACAUAGCGAAGCUCAAGCAAAUCCUGGAGAGCGAUGGCGACGAUGAGGAGCAGCAGCAGCUGGCCAACAACGUACCAAAGCUAAGUGACCUUAGUAAAAUUGCCUUAAAUAGUUCCUUAAAAUCUAGUGACAUAGUCAAAGAUGCCCGAGAGGCAGCCACUGAGCUGCCGCAAGAACAGCCUCAGCAGCACCGCGAGCUCAGCGUCGAGGAGGCGCUGGCUGAGAUGUAUCAGCAGAUAGGCGUGGCCUCCGAUGUCGAGGACAACGAGGAGGAAGCGGUAGCAGAUGCCAAGCAGCUGAUUGGCGCCGCCGCCGACUCUGGCCAGGACGUGCUGUUGAUCAAUCUAGCCGAGAUUUUCGACAACACCAGCAGCGACCUCUACGUGGUGCAAUGCGACAUGAACGAGAACAUACUGGGCGUGGUCGAGCCGGAUGAUCUCGAGCAACAGCCGCCGGCAGCUACAGCAGCUACAGAGCAGGCCAAUACCCAACAACUGAUCGAACUGCUGGCCGAACCGGAGUCGGAUCACUUCGGUGCCACGCCCCUCAUUCAUCACGAGGAGGUGGUGCCCGAUGGCAGCAACAAGAUCUGCGCACGCCGCCAGUUCCUCAAGUAUCUGCACGGCAAAUACGUUCAGAACAACGUCAGUCGCUACGAUCAUGCCCAGCGUGUGCUGCGCAAGUACAAGCGGCGUCUACUGCUCCAGCAGCAGCGGCAGUCGACGCGUGCCACGCCCACAGCGCGUAGGCGUUAACCAAAGAUAGCUGCAACAAACAGUGUGAAGGCUUUCCAGCUCAGUUGCUGGCAGGGGGUGGUAGUCGUUGUCGUUCGAGCGUGAAAAAUCAACUUGACGUGCCUAAUGGAUUAGAAAUUUAAAUUCAAAUUAUCCACACACACACACACACAGAGACAGAUUUACACCUACAC
This is a messenger RNA of Drosophila hydei, 4691 nucleotides long. RefSeq lists its product as uncharacterized. The transcript is spliced from 3 exons. NCBI's taxonomy places the organism in Eukaryota, Metazoa, Arthropoda, Insecta, Diptera, Drosophilidae. The record is from RefSeq and is a predicted model, not a curated record. The coding region runs from base 46 to 4518 and encodes 1490 amino acids.